UAUGCAUAUGUGUGAAAGUGUGUAUAUUGUGUGUGAUGUGUAUAUGUGUAUAUGUAUAUAUGUAUGAUAGUGUGUGUGUGUGUGUGUGUAUGAUUGUGUGUAUGUGUAAUUGUGUGUGUGUGUGUGUGUGUGUGUGUGUGUUUUAGUUUUAGUGGAGCUGCUGGACUCCUCCCCGUUCAGCCCAAUCACUCAGUCUCUCUCUCCGCAGAGCUUCAUUAGGGUGUCCGCUCCGGCCGCUGGGGGAACACCGCACGGGACGACGAGGAAAAAAGCACAACAGUGGUGUUUCUGACCGGUUAGACUCGCUGUAAAUCGGUCCGCGGCGGGAGAAAAGUCCCGUACGGCGGGGAGAGAGCGGGGUAUCCGGAGCGAGGCUCGGCCGGGCUGGAUUUUCCCCGCGGAUGAAAGGUGCUCGCUCGUCCGGAGGAAACACAGAAUGCACCGAUUCUGAAACAAAGGGGGUCUGGAGCGUCGUGGUCUGUUCAGAGGAGAGACUCGGGUUCAGAGACUGAGGGCCCCCUCUGGAUGGGAAAGAUGGAGCCAGAGGGACAGUGGUGGAAAAGCCAGCUUGCGUCAGACAUCCAUCAGGCUCUAAGAAUUAAGGAGCUGAAGUUGCCCACAUACCAUGGGCACUCACCCCAAAUUGGAAUGCGACGCUACUUUGCCGACCUCUUAGCCGUCCUCAGUAAUCGCUACCAGUUGUGCCCCACAGCUCGACACCUGGCUGUCUACCUGCUCGACCUCUUCAUGGACCACUACGAUGUAGCAGUGAGACAGCUGUACGUUAUAGCCCUGUCCUGCCUGCUCCUAGCCAGUAAAUUUGAGGAGAAGGAGGACCGUGUACCCAAGCUGGAGCAGCUGAACACUCUGGGCUUCAUGUGCAGUUUAAACCUGGCCCUCAACAAGCGCGACCUCAUCAAAAUGGAGCUGCUGCUGCUGGAGACGUUCGGCUGGAACCUGUGCAUGCCCACGCCUGCUCAUUUCAUCGACUAUUACCUCCAUGCGGCCGUGCAGGAAGGUGACCUGCAUAACGGCUGGCCCCUGACCUCGCUGUCCAAGACCAAAGCUUUUAUGGACAAAUACACACACUACUUCCUGGAGGUCUCCCUGCAAGACCAUGCCUUCCUGAGCUUUAGACCCUCUCAGGUGGCAGCAGCCUGCAUCGCUGCCUCUCGCAUCUGCCUGCAGAUCUCUCCCAGCUGGACCACAGUCCUCCACCUGCUCACAGGCUAUUCCUGGGACCACCUGACCCAGUGCAUCCAGCUCAUGCUGCUUGCGCACGACAAUGACGUAAAGGAAGCCAACAAGUCCAAAUCGUCCCCCUCACCUGGACAGGUGAGUCUGCAGGCGCAGGCCCACGCCUCCCCCAGCCCAGCCACCUCGUCCUUGCAGAGGCAGCCCACCUCCAGCUCCCAGCAGCUGCUGCUCCAGGCAGGCGGUUACCCUCAGCUCUCGCAGCACUCCCCCGCGCUGUCGCAGCUGCACAUGCUGGCAGAGUGCCAGGCGCUGGCCCCCGUAGGCUCGCGGGACUACCUCCAGCCGCAUCAGGCCGGCCUGCUCUCGGCUGCGCUGCCGACCGGUUCCUUCCCUUCUUUCCCCAGCCUGGCGUCCGGCCUGUGUGGCCUUCCUCUGCAGGGCCCGCUCUCCAUGCAGGUGGGCAUGGGGGCAGAGCCUCGUCACUGCGUGGGUCUAGCCUACGGCAACGGCUACCUGGGCUCCCACCACUCGUUCACGGCUGGCUGCUUCGACAGGUGACGCCAGGAGAGGGAGGACAGACUGAACUCGACUCGUCCUCUGUCCUCCGCCCUCUCCUCUGCCUCCUCAUCUUCCUCCACCGCCCCCACCACAGGCCUCGAGGCGCUCCGCCUCAGCCAGAGGCGCAGACUUUCCAAACAGAAAAGCCGCAGCCGAGCGGACCCCACAGAGGUCAUAGUAUUAACUUGAAACCGGCUUUUGUGCGGACUCUUUAAUUUUAUUUUCAGCGUGCAGGUGCCUAUUUCUCCAGACAUUUCAGAAAAAGCCUUUCUUCGGAACGGACUAAAAGACUAACUGUACUAACUGACUUUAAAACGAAGGCAUUAUGAAUUUCUGCACGACCCACACAGAGAAGAGGAUGUGUGUGUGUGUGUGUGUGGGGAGGGGAGAAUAUACCAGCACCCGAUACUUGACUAUUAGACACUCAAAAAUGUCCCACUGGAGCAUUUUAUUUCCAUACAAAGCCUUAAGAAGAGAAACAGUGGAGAUCCAGAUUACUUGGAAAAGUCCUUGAAAUUUCACACUGGAUUUACUGUGUCGUCCUUUGAUGCUGCUGCCUUAAAAAAUGAAAUGAAAUGAUGGCUUUAUGACCAAGAAACCUGUCUCCCUUUAUGGUAUCGUUUACAGUGACAAACUGCAUAUCAGGGAUGCACUGACUACUUGAAAGGGGAGUGAAAAAAAAAAAUAAGAGAAACCAUGCCAUUGAAACAG
Messenger RNA from Astyanax mexicanus (Mexican tetra), 2466 nucleotides. RefSeq names its product cyclin J-like (gene ccnjl). The record is from RefSeq and is a predicted model, not a curated record. The transcript is spliced from 6 exons. Gene Ontology annotation, biological process: regulation of cyclin-dependent protein serine/threonine kinase activity; mitotic cell cycle phase transition. Bases 526 to 1755 code for a protein of 409 amino acids. Gene Ontology annotation, cellular component: cyclin-dependent protein kinase holoenzyme complex; nucleus; cytoplasm. NCBI's taxonomy places the organism in Eukaryota, Metazoa, Chordata, Actinopteri, Characiformes, Acestrorhamphidae. Gene Ontology annotation, molecular function: cyclin-dependent protein serine/threonine kinase regulator activity.